Messenger RNA from Brassica rapa (field mustard), 2913 nucleotides. RefSeq lists its product as uncharacterized. The record is from RefSeq and is a predicted model, not a curated record. Lineage: Eukaryota; Viridiplantae; Streptophyta; Magnoliopsida; Brassicales; Brassicaceae.
GGAAAUAGUAAGAAAUAAAAUUAAAAUAUUCUGCCCUCUUUCUCUGCGAAGCGUUCAUCAAUUCAUCAGACCAAUAAAUCCCUAGAUCUCGUUUUGAUGCCUUCAUCUUCACCGGACAUAUAAAUCCCUCGAUUUUUUUUUUUGGUGUGCUCGUACUGCUGGGCAACUCUCCGUAUUCAGCGAUUCUCUUCUCCUUUUCGCAGGUUUUCUUUUUUUUGUUCUACUCUUUCAUGGCGGCGGAUCUUGAUGAUUGGUCUGUAUUGGAAGAGACUUCAUCCUCAUUUCAGCCGCCUCCUCGGUCUCUCCCAGUUCAGCCCGAGUUCUGGAACAGAGUUGAGGAAGCUACCCGUGAAAUUAUAGAGCAUGUUCAUCCAACACUUGUGUCAGAGGAUCGAAGAAGAGAUGUAAUUGAUUAUAUGCAAAGACUAAUCAGAAUGACUCUUGGUUGCGAGGUACAUUCUUUUGGAUCAGUCCCAUUGAAAACGUAUCUUCCUGAUGGAGAUAUUGAUCUCACAGCUUUUGGUGGACCGUGUCACGAGGAAGAUUUGGCCCACCAAGUUUUCACUGUACUUGAGAGGGAGGAACAUAAUGUGGGUGCUCAGUUUAUGAUUAAGGAUGUCCAGUUAAUACGUGCUGAGGUUAAGCUUGUUAAAUGUCUGGUGCAGAACAUUGUGGUAGAUAUCUCUUUCAAUCAGCUCGGUGGGAUUUGUACUUUGUGCUUUCUCGAGAAGAUCGAUCACCUCAUUGCAAAGGACCAUCUCUUCAAGAAAAGUAUCAUACUCAUCAAAGCUUGGUGCUACUAUGAGAGCCGUAUUCUCGGUGCUCUACAUGGAUUGAUCUCAACAUAUGCUCUGGAGACGUUGGUCUUAUAUAUUUUCCAUCUCUUCCACUCAUCGUUGGAUGGCCCACUAGCUGUUUUAUACAAAUUUUUGGACUACUUCAGCAAGUUUGACUGGGAUAACUAUUGCAUUAGCCUGAGUGGUCCAGUCAUCCUUUCCUCACUGUCACUACCAGAAAUCGUUGUUGAGACUCCAGAAAAUGGCGGGAAAGAUCUACUGCUGACAAGUGAGUUCCUCAAGGAAUGUUUGGAGUUGUACUCUGUACCUUCAAGAGGAUUUGAGACAAACCCACGUGUGUUUCCAGUGAGGCAUCUCAAUAUAAUUGAUCCACUUAAGGAAAAUAACAAUCUUGGCCGCAGCGUUAGCAAAGGUAACUUCUAUCGCAUAAGAAGUGCAUUCACAUAUGGUGCUCGAAAGCUUGGGCAAAUCUUUUUGCAGUCAGAAGAAGACAUAAGUUUUGAGCUUCGUAAGUUCUUCUCAAACAUGCUACACCGACAUGGAAGUGGCCAGAGGCCUGAUGUUGUUCCCUACGUAAGGUUCCAUAGGUCGCAUGCUUCUGCUGCCAACCAUUUCCAAGAUGGUCAAAUGGCUUAUGAAUCGGAAUCUUCUAGUUCAUCUGGUGCUGCUGCUGCUGCUGGGAAUGGUAGACAUGACCAGGAAGACUUGUUGUGUGCAGGAGGACCCAAUGUAUUGAGUACAUCUAGGCUUGAUGUAAGCGGAUUACAUGUUGAAACAACCCCUUCUGGAGAUGCAAAAGAAGAGUUGGCUAGUGUGAGCUUUCAAAAGCUUGAAAUUUCCGAAGAUGCUAUGGAAAGUGUCUCUCCUUUGAAUGGUAAACAUCAUCACAUCAGUAAUGGUGAAGUAUUAAAUGGAAAAGGGGUGGAGAAUUUUUCCAAAAGGGUGCAUAGUAAUGAGAACGUGAACGACCAUGUUGGUCAUGAAGGUUCAGUGCAUAACACCUCACUCAUGGAUCCAGUAGCUGUGAUACAAGAGGAUAUGCAUCUUCAAUAUUCUGGUCAUUCUGUUUCGGACACCCCAAGUUUGUUGUCUGACCUCACAGGAGAUUAUGAGAGCCAGCUUAACAGUUUACGGUAUGGGCGUUGGUGGUUUGAAUAUGUCCAAAACGGUCCUUUGUCUCCACUAUCUCCUCAUGGACUUCCGAACAACAAUUCAUGGGAAGUAGUUCGACACGCAUUGCCAUUCGGACGGAAUGCCCCCGGAGGACCAGUAAACGUUAACGGAGUUGUUCCGAGACAAGUUUUCUUUCAUAUGAACCCUCAGAUGAUUCCAAAUGCUAAUUUUGGUAUCGAGGAAUUGCCCAAGCCACGAGGAACUGGGACGUACUUUCCCAAUGCGAACUUUUACAGAGAUAGACCGUUCCCUCCAAGAAGAAACUCAAACCAAACUAGGUCGCCACGUAACAAUGGCCGUAGCAUGGCACAUUUUCACUCUGACCAUCGUCGUCAACAGCUUCAUCAUCAACAUCAUUCCAACCAAGCAAAUGGUUCUAGUGAUAUGAGUCAAGUUGAUUCGUUUGAAAGCUUCUCUGAUACCAAUGGGUCUGUAAAUCAUCAACAUGAGAUGGCUCCAGAUUUUAGAUCUACGGAGGCUGAGCUACGCUCCCCUCCCGAGGGCAGUAGUCAGAGUGACCUGAGCGUUGAAGGUUAUUAUAAUCAGUCACAUCGCCCAACAUCUAUACCCUCCUCCACGGAGGAAGAUCGGGGAACACCUUUGCAGUCAUACUAUUUGGCGGAUGAUCACGAGUUCCCUCCCUUGUAGCUCUGAUCUGAUCUCGCAAAAACACAUGCUCUUUAGAUCGUUAUAGGAACAAGUAUAGCUUUUCUAACUUGUUUUAUCUCCUACGCUCUCUCCCACAGAAGAAAAAUAUAUAUGGAACUUGUUUGUUUUGGGCUGUGUUUUUUUCUUUCCUUCUUGUAUGUUAUUUUUGCUGUAGAAUUUAUCUAUAUGUAACUUUAUCAUCGAAGUCUCAAACUCCGUGGACAAAACCUUUGAAGAGCUUUGUAUUUUAUACUUAGACAGGUUUGUGAGUGUAUUAUAGGAUCUGUUUUUCCAA